AUGUCUAUUCAAGCUUCGCAAGCAAAUAAACAUAAAAGGAAACGUGUUCAUCGUUUACUUUGUGAAAAUUAUGUGUUUGGUUUACCAAAUGUUAGUGAUUCAUCUGAUUAUGAAGACUCAUCAUUUCAGCCAAAUGAGGAUAGUACUUCUAUUAGUGACAUUUCCUUGCUUUCGGUUUCACCAAAAGAUUCAACGUGUGAUGAAUCUUCAGUUAAAACUGAUUCAUGUUCUUCUGAUUUGAAUUUCGAUUGCUCAGCAGUUGAGCCGAAAAAAUCAGAAUAUGUUGAAGCUAUUUUAUCAUCGAUACUCGUAUGUCGAGGUGUUUGUUUGGCUUCAUGUGAAAAAAUUGUUAGUUUAUUCAAUAUGUAUUUGAAUAGAUUCUUUCCUGGUGAAAAUCAAUUACCCAACAUUAGAUACUUUUGGGACAAGCGAGCCAAGACAAAUUCCAUUGGAGUAUAUACAAUCUGUGAAUAUAAUCAUUUCCAUGGACCGUUUUUUGGUGAGCCCAAAAAUUUUGGAUCAAUGGUUUGUGGCGAACAAAAUUUACCUGUUUCACUUGAGCCUAAUAAAUACUUUCUGCACAUUUUGCUCAGAAAACAGUUGGAGAAUCAAUUACCCUCUCUACCUCUUUCCUGUUUAGAUGAAUCUAUUCAUGGAGAAACGGAAAUUUGCAACUCAGAGGAAGCGAAAAGAAUCAAGGCUCUUGGAAAAGACUCAUCGGUAAAAAGAUUGACAUUUACUCUUCAUGCAGAUGAAGUGGCUGUUGGUAACAGUUCAACUGCAGCUAUUUUUCCAAUCUUCAUAACAAUCAAUGAGAUGAACAAUUUAAUCCGCCGUGAAAAUUUUUUCCUAACUGGACUUUUUGUUGGCACUAAAAAACCGGCAGUAGAUCUAUUUCUUACUCCUAUUGUAGAAGAGUUGAAUUCAUUGGCAGAUUCACCUAUAACUUGGAAAGAUUCUAAUCAAGAAGAUGUUUCAGCAACAUUUCACCUGGUUGCUGUUAUAGCUGAUGCACCGAUGCGUGCUUACUUGAGAAAUGUAAGACAGUUCAACCAUAAACAUGGCUGUGAUUGGUGUCGAAGCAACAAGUCACAGGAAAGCUCGACUUUACAAAAUCUACCAAUUGAACAGAUUCAAGCUCUAUCAAGAACUAAAGAAGAUUUUAUUCUUUACGAAAAACAUCUUUCUGGAAAUAAUGAUAAUGGCGAAACUGAUAAAUUCGUUGGUAUGAUUGGUCUUUCACCUCUACUCAAAGUGAAUCAAUUCGACAUCGUCAGAGGAUUUGCAGUUGAGCCGAUGCAUUGCAUCGUUCUUGGUAUUUUUCGCUCACUCAUUUUGCGUGGAUGGUUGAAAAGUGAAGUGAAACAAGUCAUGGCAACUGGAAUUGAUCGAAACCUUUUCAAGCGUGAAUUUGGUUCUCGAUUACAAUCAGUUCGAGUUCCAACUGAAUUUCCACGACCAACAAGAAAUUUCGAUUAUCUCAAGUUUUGGAAGUCAUCUGAAUACGACAGUCUUUUGUGUUAUUAUUUUUUUUCUUGUGCUAAAGGAUUAAUUGCUCCUCGUGCCUUCCAUAACAUUUGCUGUCUUAUUAGAAUAUUUUCCAUUAUCAACUUUCAAGUUGUUGAUCUUCAAAUGAGAACCGAACUCACCAAUCUGAUCAGUGAAUUCCAAAAGGGUGUUGAAAUUUUAUAUGACAAGAAUCAACUCACAUACAAUUUACACAUAUUAUCUCAUCUCCCUGAGUCAGUAGCUGCAUUGGGACAGUUUGCAUCACUUUCUGCUUACCCGCUAGAAAACAAAAUGGGAAUUCUAAAGGAGAAAGUUAGAAGAACGUCUAAUGUUGCUCAGAAUCUUGUUCGAGUUUUCCUAAAUGAUUGUAAACACAAAGAAAUGAUGGAAUCUAAAGUUAAAACUUGGUGUUUGUCUGCUAAAGAACAUCGAGUUUUUAAAACUAAUCAUCACAAAAGUGAAAUAAUAACAACUAUAGCUGAAGAUUCAACUCAAGACAUUGAUGAAAGUCGACAAGUUAUUCGAGAUUUGCUGCUGUUACGAAGAUUUGAUUUCUAUGAUAGUUUUGAACAUAUUCAAUUCCAUAAAAUGUUUUACUUUUUCAACUAUUCCUACGCCUCACAUUCAGAAGCUGCAGCGGCUUCUGGAGCUGCUGCUAGUAGUUCGGGUACUAGUGAUGCUAAUGGUUCUUCUGGUUCAACAGCAACAUCAAGUACCAAAGAUUCUCAAUCAGGUAACGAUGGUGCUACUGCGAUGUCACAAGCUGCAGCAGGAGCUUCAGCGACCGAUAAUGGUUCGGGUACUGGUGGUUCUAAUGGUUCUUCGAGUUCAGCAGCAACAUCAAAUGCCAAUGGUUCUCAAACAGGUAACUACCCAAGUACUGCUAAUGCUGAUGGUUCUUCUAAAACAGAAACAACUGGAUCCAAUUCAAACGCAUUAGCUUCCUCUGGAGCUGAUUCAACUGGCACAACUUAUCCAGAUAUCUCACAACCCACAUCAAAUAUGUUGGCUUUAGAAAUACCUGAUCUAUCGUAUGGUAUUGGUGGUGUUGGUGCUGGUGUUGGUUUAGGUUUUUUCCCUUAUUCAGAUGACUCCAAUAUGCCUGAUGAAUCGCCAGACAUUAGUUCAAUUACAACUUCUCAAUCCGAGUCUGAAGCUUAUUCUGGUUCUGAUUCUGACGAGUCAGAUAUGAAGAAUACAAUUAUGUCAGUUCAAAUGGGCCCAGGUGCUCCUCAAAAUGCUCCUUCUCUGCCUGGUAUGGAUAUGGAUAUGUCAAUUAUAACUAAUUCAGCGAAUAGUAAUGCUAAGUCCGUUUCUCAUUCUGGAUCUGGUUCUGGUUCUGAAGCUAGUUCUGCUUCUGAAGCUGAUUCUGGUGCUGUCAAUGAUUCUGAAUCAGGUUCUGGCUCUAGUUCUAGCGCUGCUUCCAAUUCUAUCUCUAAAUCUAAGUCUAAGUCUAAAUCUGGUUCUGGUUCCGGUGCUGGUUCUGGUGCAAGUUCCGGUGCUGGUGCUGCUUCUGAUUCUAGUUCAGGUGCUGUCAAUGAAUCUGAAUCAGGUUCUGGCUCUAGUUCUAGCGCUGCUUCCAAUUCUAUCUCUAAAUCUAAGUCUAAGUCUAAAUCUGAUUCUGGUUCAGGCGCUGCUUCUAGUGCAAGUUCCGGUGCUGGUGCUGAUUCUGAUUCUGGUUCAGGCGCUGCUUCUGGUGCAAGUUCCGGUGCUGGUGCUGAUUCUGAUUCUGGUUCAGGCGCUGCUUCUGGUGCAAGUUCCGGUGCUGGUGCUGAUUCUGAUUCUGGUUCAGGCGCUGCUUCUGGCGCUGGUUCGACCGCUGGUUCUAGUUCUCGUUCUAGCUCGAAAUCAAAGGGCAAGAGCACUUCUGAAACAGGAGAUAAUAGUGGAUUAGGAAUGAUUCCUACUAGUAUGAUUGGUUCAACCAUUGGCGAUAUGAUGAAAACAGUCAAAAGUAGUUCUAGUAGUGCAACAUCAAUGACUAACUCUAUGACUGAUACUGAUUCUGGUGUUAGGAACGGUCCUGGUUCAAGUUCAAGCUCAAGUUCAAGUUCAGGAUCAACCGGUGGUUCACGUUCUAACGGUAAAAAAACUACAGGUUCAACCGCUCAAUCUUCCGCUGGUUCUUCUGCUUCAUCUACCAGUGAUGACUCAAAAUCAGGCAAAGCUCCUAAACCAACACUGGAUCUGGUUCAGGUUCUAGUUCAAGCUCAACUUCAGGAUCAAGUUCAAGCUCAACUUCAGGAUCAAGUUCAAGCUCAACUUCAGGAUCAACUGAUGAUUCAGGCUCUAACGAGGCAAAGCCCUAAAUCCAACACUGGAUCGGGUUCAGGUUCUAGUUCAGGAUCAAGUUCAAGUUCAAGUUCAACUUCAGGAGCAACCAGUGGUUCAGGUAAAGCUACUCAAUCCAACACAGGAUCUGGUUCGAGUGCUAGUUCUGUCUCUAACUCGGGCUCUAGUGGAAACUCACUGCGACCCUCGAAUAGUGUAGCUAAAUCAUCUUCAUCUUCAAAGUCCACCACAGACAAUAACGGAAAAGGGUAUUCCUCGGGUUCAGGGUCAUCAAAACAAGGAAAAGAUAAACCAAUUGGACCCAAUUCCUCUUCGAGCUCUUCUGCAACUUCAAUGGCAAACGCCAAUUCAGUUUCCAAGCAAAACUCAAAUCCAAAAGGUCCAUCAGAGUCUGAAAUCAUGAGUAUUAAAACCCCAGUAAUGGCUAUUGGUGUAUCAGCCCCUGCCAUGGCUGGCUAAAUGAAACUUUUCUUGUUCAUGUUUUAAGAAAAACGUUAAUAAUUCAUAAUAAAUAAAAAAUAUCAAUA
This is a messenger RNA of Panonychus citri (citrus red mite), 4328 nucleotides long. Its product is annotated as fibroin heavy chain-like. The coding region runs from base 1 to 4260 and encodes 1419 amino acids. The record is from RefSeq and is a predicted model, not a curated record. Lineage: Eukaryota; Metazoa; Arthropoda; Arachnida; Trombidiformes; Tetranychidae. Gene Ontology annotation, cellular component: nucleus. The transcript has 3 exons.